UAAUUUCCAGAGCUCCUCCCAGCCCUAUCGAUCCCGAGAGGCAGCUCCACGUCCCACCACUGAUGUUUGUGUUGUGGGUUUCUAUACCGAGACGAGUCGCACCCAUCUGAAGAGUGUGCGAGACAUCUGCACUGCGUCUGCAACUAGAAUGCAAGUCCGGGUUGAGGUGACUGGGUUCACAGUUCACCGACACGAGGAUCUCAGUUCGAUUCCCCACGCUAAGGUGUACAUGAUGUUCGUCGACUUUAAUGAAAGGAACGUCAUCCUGGAAGAUCCGCGUAAAGGACUUGGAGACCUCCGGCUGCUCACUGUGCGCACUCUGUGGGAUCUGCGCGGUGACGUCAUACUGGUUUACGCGGGAGAUGUGGGUUCAAAAGGCCUGGAAGGAAAUGAUCUCUACAACUAUGGUCUGACGUCAAUCAACAACCAUACGGAACUCUCAAAGCUGAAAAACCAACAAAGGAUGUUGAGCGUGCACAAGACAUUUUCUCCGUAUCAGCGCAACCACAUCAAGGACAUAGUGACAGCGAAAUGUGUUUAGUUUAGUUUAGUUUUAGUAUCACGUUAACUGCGUUUACCCACCACCCACCAACAUUUUAUUACAUGAAACUAAAAAUAAUGUCACGAUAUAAAACUACAGAGAAAACAUAAUAUAUAUAUAUAUAUGUGUGUGUGUGUGUGUGUGUGUGUAUAUAUAUAUAUAUAGGUUAUU
Messenger RNA from Gigantopelta aegis, 712 nucleotides. RefSeq lists its product as uncharacterized. Lineage: Eukaryota; Metazoa; Mollusca; Gastropoda; Neomphalida; Peltospiridae. The coding region runs from base 149 to 541 and encodes 130 amino acids. The record is from RefSeq and is a predicted model, not a curated record. The transcript has 2 exons.